GAGCAGGUCAUCGAAGCCUACUUCAGCCAGGAGAAGGGCAUUGCAUACUCUUGGGGUCGCGUCCAUAUGGGUGCGUGCGACUUUUCCAGGCUUCCGGCAAUGGGCAACUGGAGCUGCGUUGAGCAAGAGAAUGACAAGGAGCUGAAAAGCUUCAGCAUCGAGCGCUAUCGCACGGCCAUGUUGCCCAUGAUCAAACGUGCGCAGGAGGUCGCCUCUCGGCCGCUGCAGCUGAUCGCCUCUCCAUGGAGUCCUCCAGCUUGGAUGAAGGACACGGGGCGCAUGCAAGGCGGCGGAGCCUUGAAAGAUGAGUUCAAGUCUGCCUGGGCACAGCACUACGUUCUCUUUGCACAGGCCCUUAAGGAGGAGGGUGCUCCCCUCUGGGGCUUCACUGUCCAGAACGAGCCUCAUGCGACAACACCCUGGGAGAAUUGUUUGUACAACGGCGACAUGGAGCGGGACUUCGUCAAAGAUCACCUGGGGCCUGCUUUGGAG
Molecule: messenger RNA, 492 nt
Organism: Symbiodinium necroappetens
Lineage: Eukaryota; Dinophyceae; Suessiales; Symbiodiniaceae
Source: the annotation of a GenBank genome assembly